AAUAUAUAGGAUAAUCUAGGAAUUCAUUCAGAUGGCUUCAGAAUACUUGUAGCCAGAGGUAGUUUGGAUUCUCUCAUAAAGUAGUUUAUACAAACCACUUUGCAAUAUUGUUAAAAUGAAUCAUUGAAAUUUUAAUCAGUUGAAUAAUUUUCAUGAACAUUCUUUUAAAGGAAUUUAAUCAAAGCAUUAUGUGAAUACUUUCACAUUGUUGUACCUAUACUAGUAUCAAAGCAAUCCUUCAACCUCAGCUUGCAUAUAUCUGUGUAGUUGGGGUGUUUGUGUUUUGAAUCUUUGAUCUGAAAAGAAGCCAUAAGGUUGUGUAGGUCAGAGUUAGGCAUCUGUCAGGGAUAUAAAGAUAAUCCCACUGAGAAAAACAGACUAAGUUGAGAAAAACAUUAGGGGAAGUACAAAUCAAGAGCUAGAAAACAAAAAAAAAAAAAAAAAAAACCAAACCAAAAACAAUAAGAAAAUGUUGAAAGCGAAAGAAAAUAAAAAGCAGAAUGAACAGCCUGUGUCUCAGGAAUAUUUUGACAACAUUAUCAUAUUUACUUAAAAUGCUAGAAUUUUGAUUUCUUGUUCAUACUUCUUCCACAUCUGCAGGGUAGAUUUCAGUAUUAUUAGUGUACUUUUUCAAUCCACAUGGAAAUUUUACUGGAAAAAAUAAGAAGAGCAUUGAAAGAAGUUACUGAAUUUAUCUGGAGUUUUUUUAAGGUCAAGGGCUACCACUGUAUUUCAAAGCUACAACAGAUGAAAAUCUCUGCUACUCUCAAGAGAAAGAAGUCUAGAAGGCCCUUUUAGUUUUCCACAAAGUAUGGAAACCCAGAAUAUUUGAGAACUCAGUUUACCUUCUGUUUCAUAAAAGGUACAUGGUAGUUCUGUAUAUUAUUUUUGACAUUUUACUGAGCAACGUAGCACUGUUAGAUUCACAGAAAGAAGAAAUUAGAGAUUUUGUAGGAUUUGACUUCUACCUCUCAUCUCUUCUACCACAUAGACCAUGUUUGGCUUUCACUUGUUGUUGCUCUUUAAUUUCCUUAGAUUAAAUGAUCAGGAAUAAGGAAGGAGUAGAAGAAUAUUGUUACUCUUUCAUGUGGAACUUCUAUCAUUAACAUGUAUAUGAUUGAAACCCUGAGACAAAAUGUGAAGAAGCUGCUUCCCAAUAUAUGGUGAUACCAUUUCAUGGUUCUCACCCAUACCACAGAGCACUGAUAUUGCAUUUAAUGAGCUGUAAUUGUCUGCUGUCAUCUCUCAUGAUCUUAGGCUGUGGCUGGGUUUUCGUUUGUAAUGAGGACACUUCAGUACAAAUGUAUGUUGUCUAAAUGCUUGCUAGGUGUCUAGAUUCUCAUAUAAUCAUAUACUACAUGUUUCCAUGGUAGUGAGGCCAAAAGAAUGAUUCAGAUAUCCAUCUCCUACAGGUUCAAAUCACUGGCACCUUUGUAUGCCUCUAGGAGCAUUCAAAAUGUGGUGGUGUACUUGAGACAUUCAUGUGGAAAAGACAAAUAUGCCACGGGACCUGUAGGAGACCUGCAGCCUCCUAAUGGGCUUGCUGGAGCCAGGAAGGAAUGUUCCAAGAGAAACACAACCCAGAAGUGAAUAGGACAUCUGUCUAGAUUAUUGUAAAGAGGCUACACUUGCUGGUUGUGCUGCUGAGCCACUUAUGGCAUUGGGAACAGCUCUACAAACACCAUCCUCCCUGGUAUUUCAAGCAUCAAGUAUUGGAACAGACAUCUGAAUUAAAGAGUGUGCAAAAAAUCUCUUACCUCUUUAACUAUUGAAACAACUAAAAUGGAAAACUGACUAAAAGAGGCCUUUCUCUGAGUUCUGCCUGUCGCACAGCCAUACGUAUUAGAUGACUUUGGGACUCGUUUUCCAUCAGCGAUGAAGGGAUUAUCUGGCAGCCGCAGUCACCAUCACGGGGUUGCCUGUGACCCUGCGUGUGACAGCCUGCCACACCACCAGGACAGGAAGCCAUAUUUGUUAAACCCAGUGGACCCCCACCCCGCAGACCACCCUUACUACACUCAAAGGAACUCUUUCCAGGCCGAGUGCAUGGUGCCCUACAAUGAUCAGAUUGCCAGCAGCACGUUUCCCCGGAGGCAUUACAGCUCCCACCACGAACUCAAGGAUGAGUGUGCUCUGGUUCCCCACGGAACUGCCAACAAGACGAACCGCAUUCCUGCCAACCUUUUGGACCAGUUUGAGCGGCAGCUGCCCCUGAAUCGGGAUGGCUACCACACUCUGCAGUACAAACGAACUGCCAUGGAGCACCGCAGUGACAGCCCGGGCAGGAUCCGGCAUCUGGUUCAUUCUGUCCAAAAGCUCUUCACCAAGUCCCACUCGCUGGAAGGACCAUCCAAGGGGAGCGUCAAUGGGGGGAAAGCAAGCCCGGAGGAGUCACAGACGAUGAGGUAUGGGAAGCGCAGCAAGAGUAAGGAAAGGCGAUCAGAAGGUAAGCCCAGAUCCAAUGCAUCAGGAUGGUGGAGUUCAGAUGACAACUUGGACAAUGAUGUUUGCAUUUAUCAUGGUCCCAGUGGGGUCAUGACCAUGGGAAGAUGCCCUGAUCGCUCUUCUUCCCAAUACUUUAUGGAAGCCUAUAACACUAUUAGCGAGCAUACUGUGAAGUCCUCCAGAAGCAAUAAUGAUGUCAAAUGCUCUACCUGUGCAAACCUGCCUGUGAAUUUGGACUCCCAGUUAAUGAAGAAAAGCUCUUGGUCCUCUACAUUAACCGUGAGCAGAGCCCGUGAAGUUUACCAGAAAGCAUCAGUUAACAUGGACCAGACAGUGGUGAAGGCAGAGACGUGUCAGCAGGAACGGUCAUGUCAGUACCUCCAGGUUCCUCAAGAUGAAUGGACUGGCUACACUCCACGAGGAAAAGAUGAUGAGAUUCCCUGUCGCCGGAUGCGUAGCGGCAGUUACAUCAAAGCCAUGGGGGACGAUGACAGUGGAGACUCAGACACAAGUCCGAAGCCAUCUCCAAAGAUUGCUGCACGAAGAGAGAGUUAUCUCAAGGCCACCCAGCCAUCCCUUACCGAGCUCACCACCCUCAAGAUAUCCAGUGAACACUCGCCAAAGCUUCAGAUCCGGAGCCACAGUUACCUGAGGGCAGUGAGCGAAGUCUCCAUCAACAGGAGCCUGGACAGCCUGGACCCCGCAGGGCUGCUGACAUCCCCCAAGUUCCGCUCCCGCAAUGAGAGCUACAUGAGAGCCAUGAGCACCAUCAGCCAGGUGAGUGAGAUGGAGGUGAAUGGUCAGUUCGAAUCCGUCUGCGAGUCGGUGUUCAGCGAGCUGGAGUCUCAGGCCGUGGAAGCUCUGGAUUUGCCUAUGCCGGGCUGCUUCCGCAUGAGGAGCCACAGCUACGUCCGGGCCAUCGAGAAGGGAUGCUCCCAGGAUGACGAGUGCAUAUCGCUGCGGUCCUCAUCUCCCCCGCGUACAACCACCACGGUGAGGACCAUCCAGAGCAGUACUGGUGUGUCAGCUUUACAGAGCUCACCAGCACAAAAAGAGGAUCUUGGCAUUCUUACAGUGGCGAACAUAGAAGACGCUUCAUACAUCCGGGUGGAUGACUUGCAUUGUCAAGAUCUUUUAAAAGAUCUGGGCGUUAUUAGAGUGUCAUCCUGCAUUACCACCUACAAGAAGACACCACCUCCAGUCCCACCGAGAACUACCACCAAACCCUUUAUUUCCAUCACAGCCCAGAGCAGCACAGAGUCUGCCCAAGAUGCGUACAUGGAUGGGCAUGGACAGAGGGGCGAUAUCAUCAGCCAGUCUGGACUUAGCAACUCCACGGAAAGCCUGGACAGUAUGAAGGCACUGACAGCUGCUAUUGAAGCUGCCAAUGCGCAGAUCCAUGGCCCUGCAAGCCAACAUGUAGGGAACAAUACUGCCACUGUCACCACCACCACAACCAUUGCCACUGUUGCAGUAGAAGACAGGAAGAAGGACCACUUCAAGAAAAACAGAUGCUUAUCUAUUGGAAUACAGGUUGAUGGUGCUGAAGAAUCCACCAUACCAGGUGAUAAUAAAGUAACCAGUAAGUUCCAGUCCAUAGGAGUUCAAGUAGAGGAGGAGAAGUGCUUUCGCAGGUUUACACGAUCUAAUAGUGUAACAACAGCUGUACAAGCAGACCUGGAUUUCCAUGAGAACUUUGAAAUAAUCGACCCUCAAGAGGACAAUACAUGUUCUGGACAAAUAUCAAGACAGUUUUCCCGAGAUGCAAGCACCUCUACCGUUAGCAUACAAGGGUCAGGAAACCAUUACCAUGCAUGUGCAGUGGAUGAUGACUUUGAGACAGAUUUUGAUCCGUCCAUUUUACCUCCUCCUGACCCAUGGAUUGACUCUAUUACUGAAGAUCCUCUGGAGGCUGUUCAAAGGUCAGUGUGCCCGCGAGAUGGCCACUGGUUUCUGAAGCUACUUCAGGCAGAGAGAGAUCGUAUGGAGGGUUGGUGCCAACAGAUGGAGAGAGAAGAACGUGAAAACAACUUACCUGAGGACAUUCUAGGGAAAAUUCGAACUGCAGUGGGCAGUGCCCAACUUCUCAUGGCUCAGAAAUUUUACCAGUUCAGAGAACUUUGUGAAGAAAACCUGAAUCCUAAUGCACAUCCACGGCCGACCUCCCAGGAUUUAGCAGGGUUUUGGGAUAUGCUGCAGUUGUCCAUAGAAAAUAUUAGUAUGAAAUUUGAUGAACUUCAUCAGUUAAAGGCCAAUAAUUGGAAACAGAUGGAUCCUCAUGACAAGAAGGAGAGAAGGGUCCCUCCUCCAGUGCCAAAGAAGCCAUCGAAAGGUCAGGUGCCACUCAUACGAGAACGCUCUCUGGAAAGCUCGCAGCGUCAAGAGGCCCGGAAACGGCUGAUGGCUGCCAAGCGCGCUGCGUCGGUUCGCCAGAACUCAGCUACCGAGAGCGCCGAAAGCAUUGAGAUAUACAUCCCCGAAGCCCAGACCAGGCUAUGAAGGGAUCCAACCGGGAGGACUCUCUCUGGCAAGACAAGCCUCAUGUAUAAUCUGCCCCUGUAGGCUCCUGCUCAAGGUCACCACAAAGUAUUUGUACCUCCUCCUCUCUCUCUCGCUCUCUCUCCCUCCUCUCCCUCUCCCCUCUCUCUGUACGCAGCUGCCCCGAUGCUCCCAGUGAACUCCACUGCCGUGGCGUAGUUGUCGGUCCGCCGAGAGAUGUCCUCUAAUCACCCUUGCUUUCUGAAGGUUCGCCCAUGUCAUCACGAUGCUUUAUCACAUGUACUGAUGCUGCCACUUUGCCUCAUGUAAACGAGCACGAUCCUUUUUUCUUUUCUGUUUGGAACCAAUAAACGCAGCACUCAGACUUCCACAUGCCCGCGCACCUGUACAGUAGAUGCUCCAUUUAACUUACUCAUGGUCUUUAGUUGAUCUAAAGCUAGUCUGUUACCCAGUGUACAGCAAUAUCAAACUGUAGGGGACUUUGGUAUUUUCAGUCAUGCAGGGUGAUCCUUUCGGACUCUGCCGUCUUCCUCACGAAAGAUGAAAGGAGCUAUGACUUGGAUUCCCUUCUUUUUAUUACUGUUUUUUUUUUUUAAAGCAGAUGGUGCACUUUAUUCUAAACCUCCAAAUCACAUCUUCACCUGAAUUAAGGAGUCACACAAGGGGAGGGAGCUGGGGUGGGAGCGGGGAAGCAGGGGAUGAAAAGAAACCCCACAGCUCUGGCAGGUGAAAAGGUGGAAGUAUAUCCCACAGGUGAGAUGGUGAGGGAUAUAAAAGAUCCUGUGGAAAGAUACCUGCACACUCACAGCUGCACAAACUGCCUCAUUUUUAUUUCAUCAAUCACUACUUAAACAUUUCAAUCAGCAGAAGAUUGUAAAUUCGAUCUUCCAGGGAAAUAAUCUAUUUUGAAAGGCAAUAAAAGAGUAAAAAGGAAGGAGAUAAGAAGCAAUGACAGUUGAAGAGAUAAUAUAAAAGAAGGAUUUUCUUGUCCAAGUAUUAAGAAUUUUUAAAAUUGUACUGUAUUGUCAAUUCCUCUUGUAUUGUAUUGUAUGGAUUAUAUUGGUUAAAAAAAAAAGAAAAAAAAAGAAAAAAAAGCUUGGUUUUGUUGAUGUCUUAAUCUCGGUGGGACCAUCCAAUCUCAUACGUCCACGCAGCCACACACAGACACCUGUAGGUGAAUUACUGUACAUGGAGCCUCUGAUGCUUUUCCAGGCCAGGCUUGCUUUGCUCUAUCCACAGCUGGUUGUAUGCUACAGUUCAGACUGCUUAUCACCAAACCGUACAUAUUUAGGAGUAAAUUUCUAACUCAGCCUCCUCUUAAUAGCAUAACGUACUCACUUGAACAAGAACAAUAGACUAUUUUUCACAAGUUAUGGGAUCAAUAUGAACUUAAUAUUUUUCACGACAAGCCUUCCUACCCUGGCUUCUGCCAUUGUUUUGCAAUCACGAAAAAUAUGCAUCCUAAGUAGCUCAUUAAUAGUGGGUGGAAAUGGCAGAUAAUAGGGUUGGAGAGGAGCCUGAGAGGUCAGCUCCUGUACGUCUGUCCCCUCCAGCCACCUCUGGCUGGGACAGGGGCUUGUCCUCCAGCUCCUCUGAUGAUGAAUGAUGCCGACCACGCUGCUACUGGAAUCUCUUGUGCCAACAUUAGGAAAUCUAUGUCAGGCAUGUUGCUGAAAGCGAGUUGUGUGCGUGCGUGUGAGCGUGUGUGAGUGCACACACGUGUGCCUAACUGGCAUGUGCUGCUGCCAGCAGAAUUAGCGUGGGCUGCUUUGGGUGACAGGACUGAGCAGAGGAGCGCUGAGCAGAGGAGCGCUGUGCAGCCCUCAGUGCGUGUGCAGUCCUGCAGCGAUCUUUUCCAGACUCCUCUGCUGCUCCCUACGUGCUCUUCACCCUGCCUGCCAGGGCAGGGGUACGCGGGAGAGGAAGGCAGGCUGCUUUCUGCUCCCAGUGAGCACAGGCACAGGGACAGC
Messenger RNA from Vidua macroura (Pin-tailed whydah), 6914 nucleotides. RefSeq names its product DLG associated protein 1 (gene DLGAP1). The transcript has 14 exons. Gene Ontology annotation, molecular function: molecular adaptor activity. NCBI's taxonomy places the organism in Eukaryota, Metazoa, Chordata, Aves, Passeriformes, Viduidae. Gene Ontology annotation, cellular component: glutamatergic synapse; postsynaptic specialization. Gene Ontology annotation, biological process: signaling. The record is from RefSeq and is a predicted model, not a curated record. Bases 1876 to 4944 code for a protein of 1022 amino acids.